UGAUACUAGCCGAAGACAAAGAGGACUGUAACUUAAUAUUGCUAAUGUGUGACCACUUCUAUAUUUCUGGAAUUCUCAGAUUCAUUAGAUUUCAUUUUUAUUACUUUCGAGCAAGAGAGGGCAUUUUUGUUGAGUUUUUGUCUUGGCCAGAUUGUUAUUCUUGUCUUCUUGCCCUCUGCAAAAAUAAUCAACAAGCGCGCGUGCAGCUCCGUUUCUGUCACAUAGAAUGUAUCGGUCAUCUUUUUUCUCUCAAAAGCAUUCUCAGAUCAGGCUCUGGGAUCAAUAGGUUUAUUAGCGGUUUUGGUCCUGACAGACACUCAAGGCAAACAAGCCUAGAGCAAUAUUGACACAUUGUACCAACGCAUCGACACCAUUAAAAGCACUGCUCGAACGUUGAGGCCUUAAUGUAGAAGGUGACAGUCAAAACGAGACGAACUUGGGAAACUUCUAUCUCAUCUCUCUUCCUGUAGCCUGAACAGUUUUAACCAGGUCUGCACUUGCCCACAAUGCUUCGACAUCCGACAACUCCUUUGAUCGCUGCGCUGCUCUGCAUCUUAGCUUCAGUGUCACAAGCGCAUUCAAGUGUGACUUUGCUGAAGCUCGGUGACCGUGAACCCUCUUUACCUGACGAGGUACCAGUCAAUGAGGCCACUAAGCUCGGGCUCAGUCAUAUGCUUGCCGAGCUUAAAGGAAUGACUGUUAAAGAGCUGGAGGAAAAGGAUACAACAGAGUCCAGCGAGGCGGCAAAAGGCGACGAGCUGGAGGAGGGCGCAGCAUCGAAAAGACUUGACCCUAGGGCUUUCUUCGGCAGCAGAGGAAAGAGGAGAUUCUCGGAAAAAUCUUUCAAGCGACUCCAAACCGGAUUUGUGGGCAGCCGCGGCAAACGACUUCCGAUGCCAGCAGGCGAUGAGGGAUUGUGGGAAGGACAGGAGUUCCGCAGCAAGCGGUUUGACCCCAGCGGCUUCGCGGGCAGCCGAGGGAAGCGGUACUUUCCGGGACUGGAGGCGCUGGUGUUGAGCCAUAUGUACCCGAAAUUGGAUGCUGGAAAAUGGAAAAGACAGUUCUCUCACUUUGGUUUUCAGGCCGCAAGAGGCUGACGAAUGUCCUUCAUUGAAAUCAGUCAGGACAGCGAGUACAUCUGCAUGGUCACAGCCUGACAAGCAGCACUACUAAACUGUCCUUGUCCUCGAAACAUCGUCAAAGAAGAUUAUUAUAUUGCCUUGGUAGAGAAUGCUUUGCAGCAUACGUCAAGGAAGAAACUAUUUUGGAAAAAAAACCUUUAAAAAUCUUGUUCUUGAAGCUUCAUAUGUGUUGUUGUUAUUAUGAGGGAGGGUGAAGAGAUUACUGAUUUCAUGAUUUUUUCUUAGCUGUCAAACUUGCUUCUGUUGCAAUAAUUGUCUCGCUCUUUGAAUUGGUGUAUGCCACACGUAAAACUUAGAUGUUAAAGACUCAAGUAUUUGAAACAAAUACAAGCUUGUUAAUGAUGAUUGUGAUAGUUUACAAUAUUUUACUUUCCAAAUUACUUGCUUUUGUGAAAACCUGGAAAUAGAUACCCGUAUAAAACAUGGCCACUUUCUUCUGUUCCAAAACCGCUAGGCACUGUUAAUGUCAUUAUCUUUUUAUAUUCAUCUAAUUUGAUGUAUGACAGUGCACUUUAAUUAUCUUUUCCAUAAAAAUAUUUUCAACUAAAAUAACCAGUCUGUUUUAUUUUUGAUUUAUUCUAGCAUCCAAAAACAAUUAUUACAGAGAAGUAGCAGACAGGUUUACAUCUAAGAAUUGAAAUGACUUUCGUUUUUCUCGUUUACUCUUCAUUACUGUGAAUUUACAGUGAAAAUAUCUGGCUUCAUUCUUGCAAGCUCUCCGUGUUUUGCUGAAUCUGAUAAACAAGAAAUACUAUACCGAAUUAAUAUUUUUGUCGUCUGCACCAGAAGGCUGUGAUCAUAGGUGACCACGACAACAUUGUAGCAAUCGUUUACGACUUUGAAUUUAUGAGUGAGAGCUGUAUAGUUUUGCUGUUGUUGCUGUUUUCUUUAUCAUGCAUCAUGUGGUUUGCAACGAAUGAUCAGAUGAUCAGACUUGUAACAAGCGGGUAGCCGGAGAUGUUGCACAAAUAAAGAAAAAUUUCA
This is a messenger RNA of Pomacea canaliculata, 2126 nucleotides long. RefSeq lists its product as uncharacterized. The transcript is spliced from 5 exons. The record is from RefSeq and is a predicted model, not a curated record. NCBI's taxonomy places the organism in Eukaryota, Metazoa, Mollusca, Gastropoda, Architaenioglossa, Ampullariidae. Bases 507 to 1097 code for a protein of 196 amino acids.